Messenger RNA from Oikopleura dioica, 225 nucleotides. The record is from the annotation of a GenBank genome assembly. Lineage: Eukaryota; Metazoa; Chordata; Appendicularia; Copelata; Oikopleuridae.
AUGGCCUCAAGUGCUUCAUUGUAUGCGUUGAAUGCAGUUAAGAACACUAAAAUCGGCGAGCCCAUUCCAGAUGAGUCGAUGCAGGCGCUUACUACGCAGCGUAAGAAUGGUGCAGGAUUCACUGACCGAUUAAAGACUUCAAUUUCGUCUUUCUUCGCUUUCGAAAAUCCACUUUCUGCUACUGUCGCUGAAGUAAACACUGCCGGGUUGACCCCCCAUCUUUAG